AUGGGUGGAAUUGGCAAGAGCACUAUCGCGAAAGCCGCUUAUAACCGCAACUUUGAUAGAUUUCAAGGUGGCAGCUUUCUUGCAGAUAUACGAGAAUCUUCAGAACAACCCAAUGGUUUUGCUCGCUUGCAAAGAAAACUUCUUUCAGAUAUCCAAAGGGGGAAAGCUAAGAAAGUAUACAAUAUGGAUGAAGGAACAAUCAGGAUCAAACAAGCCGUAGGCCAUAAAAAGGUUCUUAUUGUUCUUGAUGAUGUGAGCAACCGGGAUCAACUCAAUGCAAUUCUUGGAAUGCGAGAGUGGCUUCAUCCAGGAAGUAAAAUUAUCAUAGCAACUCGACAUGAGCAUUUGUUAAAUGCGCAUGAAGUUUUUGAAAAGUUUGUGGUUCGAGAAUUGAAUGAGUAUGAAUCACUUGAAGUUUUCAGUUGGUAUGCCUUCAGACAAUCCCAUCCAGUAGAAGGUUACAAGGAGCUUUCAAGACAUGUGGUACAGCACUGUGGAGGGCUUCCAUUAGCUCUUCAAGUUCUGGGAUCUUCUCUAUCUGGAAAAAGUGUAGAAGUAUGGCAAAGUGCAUUGCAGAAGUCAGACGUGAUCCCUAAUGACAAAAUUCAAAAAGUUCUGAGGAUAAGUUUUGAUCCUUUACAAGAUGAUCACGACAAAUGUUUGAGGAAUUGGAGUCCAUUUGCUCCAAAUAUGAUACGAGUUUGGCAAAUGUUGCUAUACGCGGGUACUCAGUCAGGGCAUGCACGAAGCAGAAUUGAUCUUUGCAAAUACCUGUAA
This is a messenger RNA of Pyrus x bretschneideri (Chinese white pear), 777 nucleotides long. RefSeq names its product disease resistance protein RUN1-like. Gene Ontology annotation, biological process: defense response. NCBI's taxonomy places the organism in Eukaryota, Viridiplantae, Streptophyta, Magnoliopsida, Rosales, Rosaceae. Gene Ontology annotation, molecular function: ADP binding. Bases 1 to 777 code for a protein of 258 amino acids. The transcript has a single exon. The record is from RefSeq and is a predicted model, not a curated record.